UACCGCCAUCUCCCCGUAUUGUAACUCCUAAUAACACGGCAUCUCUCUACCCCUCUCCCCUUCCAACAUGGCUCUUCUACUGAGCCACGGCGCCGACCUCGCGCUCCGGCACCUCAGCGAUCUCUGGCCGCUUCUGCAGUCCAUACAUACCUCGUCCAGUGCGGCCGUUGCGCUUACCCUGUCCCUCUCCGCCCUUCUCUACACCCGCCGCAAGCACUCAGGACAGGCUCUGACCCGCUACCUCGUCCGCACGGCCCUAGCGGUCAACACAGUACUCCUACUGCACACCAUCAUCUUCAGCCCACCCCCAAACAUGUACCGCGCUCUCGGGGCACCAUUGGGGACGAGGCCGCACCGAUUGUUGUACGCAAUGAAGGAGGCGAUGCGGGAGGGAGUGAUCGGCCUGCCGUACGGCGCGGAUAACCUAUGGGAGCGCUUCCAGGAAGAGGAGAUGAUAGAUGUGUAUAUUCGAUACGGUCAUGACGUGCUGCUGCAGUGCGAGUUCUGCGUGCGGACGAGGGACUUCGUAACGUAUGCGCUGGUGGGCGUGGCGUUGCAGUAUGUGGGGAUGGCGGCCUUGAUUGGGCUCAUUACGAUCGCUGGGACGGACAGCGAGUACUAUCGCCCGUGGGGCAUCAUCUGCCUUGUGACGACCGGCCUGUGGGAGGCAUGGCAGACGUACACAUCCAAUAUCGAGAUGCUCAUGUUUGAGGAUACGACGACCACGGUCCACGAAGAUCUACUGUUCCGCCGCCAGCUAGUCUUCAUAUUCCUCCCCAUCAUCCUCCAUAUGCUGCCCUCCGCGGUCCCCCUCGAAUUGCAAGCCCAGCGAGAUACGCUGCGCGGCCUGAGAGAGCUACAAGAAAAGCUGAAGGCACUCGCGUUGUGCGAUGCGGCGGUGUUGCGCUCGUCGAAGCUGCGCAGACUGCAACAUGCCUUUGGAGAACGUAUCGAGCGUGAUCUGCAAUACUUGCACCACGCGCGGCCAACUUCGCUUAGCACCACGCCAGCUCCGUCCAACCCCCCUUCACCAUCCAUCAGCAGCCCGUCAUCUCUUCAAGACUCACAAACAACAUUGCGUGCAUCGUCGAUUCAGUGGAAUACGCAGCCGACCUCCCCAUCCACACCGCAGGCGACCUAUCCGUACUUUUCACCAGACUCUGCUCGGAUGCGGGUCGCCCAGUCGUACCAGGCAACCUUCCUCGCCACAGUCAAUGCUGCGACUUCAGCGAACCAAGUAUGGUGAAUCCGAGGCAGCAAGGGGACCAGGAUGGACUUCGUACAACUGUAACAAUAUGCUCGGCUCGUAUAUAACCUGUAUCUGUAGACUAUGUGUCCUGCACAUUCCUCGGCAGGUGGCUUUGCGAUCGCAAGCUGCCAGUGUGAAGCCAUCACAUGUCAGAAAUUAAGCGCCCAUGUGCUGGG
Messenger RNA from Schizophyllum commune H4-8, 1425 nucleotides. RefSeq lists its product as uncharacterized. The transcript is spliced from 4 exons. Lineage: Eukaryota; Fungi; Basidiomycota; Agaricomycetes; Agaricales; Schizophyllaceae. The record is from RefSeq and is a predicted model, not a curated record. The coding region runs from base 68 to 1246 and encodes 392 amino acids.